This is a messenger RNA of Sinocyclocheilus grahami, 2486 nucleotides long. RefSeq names its product son of sevenless homolog 1-like. The record is from RefSeq and is a predicted model, not a curated record. Bases 110 to 2473 code for a protein of 787 amino acids. Gene Ontology annotation, biological process: Ras protein signal transduction. The transcript has 13 exons. Gene Ontology annotation, cellular component: plasma membrane. Gene Ontology annotation, molecular function: guanyl-nucleotide exchange factor activity. Lineage: Eukaryota; Metazoa; Chordata; Actinopteri; Cypriniformes; Cyprinidae.
GAGAGAGAGGAAAGCGGCUCUUGUUCACUCGCUCACUCUCUGAGGGAAUCAUGAGGAUCUGACCUGGUUUCUGCUGGUUUCGCGCCGUGGCUCGUGUUUCUGUGGUUUUAUGCGUUCGUUUAUGUGGAAAGGAUGGCUGAUCUUGCGCGAGUCGGCGUGCCGCUUCUACAGUCAGCAGAUGAAGGGCAAACAUCUGGCCAUCAAGAAGAUGAAUGAGAUCCAGAGGAACAUCGACGGCUGGGAGGGUAAAGACAUCGGCCAGUGCUGCAACGAGUUCAUCAUGGAGGGGACGCUCACGCGGGUCGGCGCCAAACACGAGCGCUACAUCUUCCUGUUCGAUGGCCUCAUGAUCUGCUGCAAGUCCAACCACGGCCAGCCGCGUCUGCCGGGAGCCAGCGCCGCCGAGUACCGGCUCAAAGAGAAGUUCUUCAUGAGGAAGGUCCAGAUCAAUGACAAGGACGAUAAGGAGGGCGAGUACCGGCACGCCUUCGAGAUCAUCCUGAAGGACGGGAACAGCGUGGUGUUCGCCGCUAAAUCUGCGGAGGAGAAGAACGGCUGGAUGGCGGCGCUGAUCUCGCUGCAGUACCGCUCCACGCUGGAGCGCAUGCUGGACACGGCCAUGCUGCAGGAGGAGAAGGAGGAGCAGAUGAGGCUCCCCGGGGCCGAGGUGUACUGCUUCGCCCAGCCCGACUCCGAGGAGAACGUCGUGUUCGAGGAGAACGUCCAGUCCAAAUCCGGCAUUCCCAUCAUCAAAGCCGGAACGGUGCUGAAGCUCAUCGAGCGGCUGACCUUCCACAUGUACGCUGAUCCUAAUUUCGUCCGGACGUUUCUGACCACAUACAGAUCGUUCUGUAAACCUCAGGAGCUGCUGGAUCUGCUCAUGGAGAGGUUUGAUAUUCCUGAACCCAAACCCACGGAAGCGGAUCAGAUGGCCAUGGAGAACGGAGACCAGCCGCUGAGCGCAGAACUCAAGGCUGUCUCUAAUGCGUAUCUGUGUGUCUGCAGGGUGUUGAAUGUGUGCAGGCACUGGGUCGAGCAUCAUUUCUAUGACUUUGAGAGAGAUGCUCAGUUGCUGCGGCGGCUGGAGGAGUUUAUCGGCAUGGUCAGAGGUAAGGCCAUGAGGAAGUGGGUGGAGUCCAUCACGAAGAUCAUCCAGAGGAAGAAACAGGCUCAAGCCAACGGCCCCAGUCACAACAUCACGUUCGAGAGCUCGCCGCCACCCAUCGAGUGGCACCUGUGUAAAGCAGGACAGACGGAUCAGUUUGACCUCAUGACCCUUCACCCCAUCGAGAUCGCCCGACAGCUCACGCUGCUGGAGUCCGACUUCUACAGGUGCAACCCUCAGCCUGUGACCUCUGACGUCUUUUCGCCAUUUACUCGCCCUUAUUUCAAUCCAACCCUGUUUUUUCUUUAUCAUAUUUUACCAAGGAUUUAUUUAACAAAUAUUCUGAAAACUGAGGAGGGAAAUCCAGACUUCCUGAAGAGACACGGCAAGGAACUGAUCAACUUCAGCAAACGGCGGAAAGUGGCGGAAAUAACCGGAGAAAUCCAGCAGUACCAGAACCAGCCGUACUGCCUACGUGUGGAAAACGACAUACGGAAGUUCUUUGAGAACCUGAACCCGAUGGAGGACAUGACGGAGAAGGAGUUCGCCGACUAUCUGUUCAACAAAUCUCUGGAGAUCGAGCCGCGUAACGCUCGCACGCUGCCUCGAUUCCCGAAGAAGUACAGCUGUCCUCUGAAGUCUCCGGGUGUUCGCCCGUCAUCCGUCCGCCCGGGAACCAUGCGGCACCCGACGCCGCUGCAGAACGAGCCCCGGAAGAUCAGCUACAGCCGCAUCCCAGACAGCGAGACGGAGAGCAGCAUCGCUUCAGCGCCCAACUCUCCCCGCACUCCACUGACACCUCCACCAGCCUCCACCGCAUCCAGCUCCACCGAGAUCUGCAGCGUCUUCGACUCCCCGCAGCCGCCCUCCAGCCCCUUCCACUCCAGGUCUUCUUCCGUGUCGUCGAUGAUGAGUUUCCUCCGGAACGACGAGCUUCCCGUUCCUCCGCCCAUCCCGCCGCGCCGCCGGCCCGAAUCUGCGCCCGCCGAGUCCUCGCCCUCCAAGAUGAUGUCGAAGCACCUGGACAGUCCUCCGGCGAUCCCGCCGCGUCAGCCCACCUCCAAGGUGUACUCGCCCCGUUACUCGCUGACGGAGCCGCCCGACAGCCCGCCCACCCUGCCGCCGCGGGAGCCGGUGCGAACGCCAGACGUCUUCUCCAGCUCCCCGCUGCACCUGCAGCCGCCUCCGCAGGGCCGCCGCUCCGAGCCCAGCCAGGCCUUCUUCCCGCCGCAGAUGCCCGGGCCGCCCGUCCCGCCGCGCCACAGCACCUCGCAGUCGCCCAUCCCCAAACUCCCGCCCAAGACCUACAAGAGAGAGUCGGUCCACCGCGACGGGCCGCCGCUCCUGGAGAACGCAAACCCCUCGUAGAGCGACGCGCCUA